This is a messenger RNA of Hevea brasiliensis (rubber tree), 1596 nucleotides long. Its product is annotated as probable serine/threonine-protein kinase PBL9. The transcript is spliced from 6 exons. Gene Ontology annotation, biological process: protein phosphorylation. The record is from RefSeq and is a predicted model, not a curated record. Gene Ontology annotation, molecular function: ATP binding; protein kinase activity. NCBI's taxonomy places the organism in Eukaryota, Viridiplantae, Streptophyta, Magnoliopsida, Malpighiales, Euphorbiaceae. Bases 295 to 1416 code for a protein of 373 amino acids.
AACCAUUUCAGCACUAAUGGGAAACUAAUGGGAAACAGAAACUCCCUCUUCUCUACCCAUUUUCUUGGUCAACAAACAGAAGUUUCCUUUCCAACCCAAGAAGUCAAAAACAAACUAUUUAUCAGGUCGCACCAUUCAUUGCAAUUGGGACGAUCAUGUUAUUGGCACUUUAUUCUUCAAAAAACAGUAGUUGUUGCCUUUUUGCUUUAAAGGGUUAAGCUUCUUAACUUGACUUCUUCCGAACUUUUCUUGGUUCUGGUGAUCGACAGGAGCGAAGAGUUCAGCUUUGUCUUCAUGUGGUCGUGCUUUAGUUCAGGAAAUAAAACCCAGAAUGAUGCUCACUUUGGUGGGAUUGAUAUGAGAAAGGUCUCAUCUGCCACAGUGCCUUCUAUUCUCCAAACAAAUGGUGGGAUCUUACAGUCACCCGAUUUGGUGAGCUUUGGCUUUAGUGAACUGAAAGAAGCCACAAGUAACUUUAAUCAAGAUGCUGUGUUGGGAGAAGAUGGUUUUGGUUUGGUCUUCAAAGGGUGGAUUGAUAAGGAUUCACUAAGGCCUGCGAGGCCUGAGACUGGGAUGCCCAUUGCUGUAAAGAGGCUUAACCAAAAGGGCGUCCGAGGUCAACAAGAAUGGUUGGCAGAAAUAAAAUACAUGGGGCAGCUACAUCACCCAAAUCUUGUGAAAUUGAUCGGUUACUGCUUAGAGGAUGACCAUCGGCUUCUGGUCUAUGAGUUUAUUCCCAAUGGCAACCUGGAAGAUCAUCUAUUUGGAAGAAAUUCUCACUGUCAAUCACUCUCUUGGGAUAUCUAUAUGAAAGUUGCCCUUGGUGCUGCAAAGGGUCUUGCAUUUCUUCAUUCCGAGGCAGAUGUAAUAUAUCGAGACUUUAAGACAUCUAAUAUCCUCCUUGAUAUGAACUAUAAUGCUAAACUAUCUGAUUUAGGGUUGGCCAAGGAUGGGCCAACUGGUUGUAAUACCCAUGUUUCAACAAGGGUCUUGGGUACGGAAGGUUAUGCAGCACCUGAAUAUAUCAGAACAGGUCAUCUUACUGCAAAAAGUGAUGUGUACAGCUUUGGGGUUGUGCUACUUGAAGUGCUAUCUGGCAGGCGAGCUAUAGAUAGAAACAAGCCAUCCGGAGAACAAAAUUUAGCCUGGUGGGCAAGGAGCACUAUCAACAAGCACAAAUUUUCCCAAGUUUUGAAUCCUGCCAUUUUAGGACAGUACUCCAUAACAAGUGUGAUAAAAGUGGCUCAACUUGCAUCACAAUGCGUGUCAGAGGAGCCAAAGUCUCGGCCAAAGAUGAAAGAUGUGGUAGAAAUUUUGGAAUUACUUCUAGACUCCAAUGACAAUGAGGAAUGCAAAGGCUCUAAACAUUGUAAAUCAAGAAAUGGUUCUAAAAAUGGCAGGAGAAAACUCAGAUGAAGCUCAGCCUUCUAAGGAACCAUAUGCUUCUUUCCUAUUCAUAUAUAAACAAUUUUUUUUUUCUUAUUUGACUUAGAUUGAGAUUUAAAUUUGAAAUCUCAUGGAGAAAAUGACUCCAUUAUCACUGAACUAAAAUUUAUUCAUAAUGAUAACAAAUUCUUAAUUUGAUUUUGUAGUAAA